Molecule: messenger RNA, 2350 nt
Organism: Strongylocentrotus purpuratus (purple sea urchin)
Lineage: Eukaryota; Metazoa; Echinodermata; Echinoidea; Camarodonta; Strongylocentrotidae
Product: ADP-ribosylation factor-like protein 2
Exons: 6
Coding region: 61-615 (184 amino acids)
Biological process (GO): protein folding
Cellular component (GO): microtubule cytoskeleton; cytoplasm
Molecular function (GO): GTPase activity; GTP binding
Source: RefSeq, a predicted model, not a curated record
UUUAUAUUUUGACCGGUAGCAGCAACUUUACUUUACGACUUACAAGUGGAAUUAAAAAUCAUGGGACUGCUCACAAUUCUGAAGAAGAUGAGACAGAAAGAAAAGGAGAUGCGACUUCUUAUGCUAGGGCUGGAUAAUGCAGGGAAGACCACUAUAUUGAAGAAAUUCAAUGGAGAAGAUAUCAACACAAUAUCUCCAACGCUUGGCUUCAACAUCAAGACAUUAGAGCAUAAAGGGUUUAAACUGAACAUAUGGGAUGUAGGUGGUCAGAAGUCGCUCCGUUCUUACUGGAGGAACUACUUUGAGAGUACAGAUGGAUUGAUCUGGGUAGUGGAUAGUGCUGAUAGGAGGAGAUUGAUGGACUGCAAACAGGAGCUGCAUUCUCUGCUUUUAGAGGAGAGGUUAAAUGGUGCUACGCUGAUAGUCUUUGCUAACAAGCAAGAUUUGCCAGGUGCUCUGUCUGCUGAUGAAAUCAGAGAGGCGUUAGAACUUGAUAACAUCAAGACCCAUCAUUGGUUGAUUCUGGGAUGUAGCGCAGUAACGGGUGAAAAUCUACUCUAUGGUGUCAACUGGCUGAUAGAUGACAUUGCUUCCAGACUCUUCACUAUGGACUGAUCAUGAGUCACUCUUGAUUUUCUCACAAAGGGAGCAAGGGAUCGGCAGCUUUUGGAACUUAUUCACAUUUUGCAGCUUUGUGGUUCCCCUGGCCUAUACAAGAGCCUCAAAUACUAUGUCUACGAGUUCUGCGAGCUACUGUGAACUCUAUGGCCUAUCUUUUGAGCACACUGCUAGCUACUGGGUCUUCUAUCAUGAACAGCUCAUUUAUCUGCUCUCGAGGAAUGAUCGCACUGCGAAGAAGAGAGAAGAGCAAAAUUGAAGCAGAAAUUCAUUGAAAUCGUCACAUAGAGUAAAUAAGCAGCUGAACACAAUGUGAUGUCCCUCAUUUCUUGAACAUUAAGGUUUUUUAUUUCGUGAUGAUAUGAAAGAAGAUGACCCUCAAAAUGUUAUAAUUGGAGAUGAAAGUUUGAAUUCUGAGACAAUUUUGGAAGAAAAAGUUCCUUUGAUAUCUUUGCGAUACAUGCUAGAAUUGAUAAUUUCUCUUUUGUUGAAUUCCCCUUUGUUAAAAACAAAGAAAUUGAAGGGUUACAGUAAUAAUAAUAGUGGGGCCUUGUAUAGCACUCAUGUCUUGAACAUUUUUUACUAUUAAUACAUCAAAGUGUUAUUUUUGACAUGUUGCCAAGUCUACCUUCUAUCUAGACCUACGUCCGAUUAAAGUAAAGAUUCUCAUUAGAUAGAUAGGAUGUAUUUGGUUCGGUGGUCCCCUGGGCUAUGGAAAUGCUCUUUAACUAAACUCCCAAUGCCUUAAUGAAUAAAAUUUGAAAAUUGGGAUUACAAAUAUGCCACUUUCUUCCAAUGAAAAUUCUAACAUGAAAGGACGGGUGUGAUGUAGGAUUAUGCCCAAUAAAAUGAAAUCAAAUACUGUAAAACCAGAAACUUUCAUAUGAAUGAAAAUAUGUGCAAAUUUUGCAAGUGGUUUAGAUUUAAAGGUUUCAUGCUGUGAAAUUAUUGCAUCACAACCAACACAACAUUAAAUUUGUGCAAUUCGCGAAAGUUUCUUGCUGUGCAAAAUGGGCAUGCUCGAUAACUUGCAAAAGUUUCAGUCAUGACACUUUCUGGUUUUGUAGUAAAAGAUGGAUACUAUCCCACAAUCAUUUUUUAUCAGUGGUGAUAUUCAUGUAUUAACAAAAAAAACGUGAACAUUUUUGUUUGUAGUAGUUUAUAUUUGUUGUGUGCUGUAUGUGUUAUCCAUAGCCCCUCUUCCAUCACUCAUCAAAGUGCAAUAUUUGAGGGUUUUUUAAUCUUGAUUUUAUAACAAAAUUUGAUGGUUUUAAUAGAAACUUGUUCUAAUAGGAAGAUGAACAUAAUUUUCGCCUAUAGAAAAUUGGUCACAACAAGGUAGCAUGGGGUGGUCUGUCCACUGCAAGCAACAUUCGUUAUUAGCUCUUUGUUAAUUUAUAAAGAUUUCAUUUGUAUUUUUUGUUUGUAGGUGAGGGAGAGGGGGGGGGGGGGGUGUUACAUAUUUUUUGUAAGGCGUGUAUUUAAUUUAAUAGAAAACAUUAUGCGUCUGGCAGGAUCCCAUUUGUCAGACACACAAAGAUGAUCGUAGGAAGCCUAUGCAUUAUGUGUCCUUUUGAUUUGAUAUUAAUCCUGCAAUCUGUGUAUAUAUGUGACUGAUUUUUUCUCUCAAUGUACAUUACUUGUAAAUAUUUUUUUUUUGGAUACACAUUCCUACCCUUAUUAAAUUAUGGUGAAAUAAAGAUAAAUGCAAGAAAGACAUAACCGAAAAAAA